Molecule: messenger RNA, 6402 nt
Organism: Penicillium verhagenii
Lineage: Eukaryota; Fungi; Ascomycota; Eurotiomycetes; Eurotiales; Aspergillaceae
Product: putative tRNA-splicing endonuclease
Exons: 4
Coding region: 1-6402 (2133 amino acids)
Biological process (GO): termination of RNA polymerase II transcription
Cellular component (GO): nuclear body
Molecular function (GO): ATP binding; zinc ion binding; helicase activity
Source: RefSeq, a predicted model, not a curated record
AUGGAGUUUGUGGAUGCGAUUGCAGAGCUCAAGGCCCUGCCGGAAGGCACCCAUCUCCUAUGCCCGCGACAGAAUGAGGACGAUUAUGGACGAUACGAUGAUUUGACCCAAGUGAACGAGGACGGGAAAAAGGUCAAGGACCUCGUGGUGGAGGCCAAGGCUCGCAAAGAAAAAUUUCUCUCGUCUAUGCGUAUCCUUGCCUACAAUGCGGAUGGUGUGGAGGACCUACAAGCUUGGGUUUUGAGGAGACUGGACGAUUCGUUGGAGCAAUGUGAUCUCUGUAUCAAGGAGUACUACACAGGGAAGAUCUGGCUCAUGGAACUUCUCAAGGAGAACUACCAGGAGGAGGACAUCGAGGCAUUUGCUCAGCGGGUUGAUGAGUGGGACAUCAAGCGCAUCACACGAAAUCUGGCAACCGCUACAACCCAGCUGAAAAGUGUCCCACCACAACAGAUUGCGUUGGAUACAUUGGACCGGGCAGCCUUGUUAGCCAUUUUUGAAACCUUGAGUUGCGAGGCCAUGCUUCGCAGUGAUAGUCUCCUUCAAGAGCACUUCGACGAACCCUUCAAGCUCAUCCAGACAAAACGCACAUUGAAAAUCUCCGACUACGUGCCGGCUGUGAGCCGCUUCUUGUUUGACUCUAACCAGCUUCGGAGCUUCUGGGCCAUCUCAACAUGGACGCGCUACAACCGACCCCCAACAACGCUGGAAUUCGAAUGGGCUCUGCGUGAUGGAAUUCUCAGUGCAUUGCACGCUGCCUCACAACAACCUCCACAGAUGCCGCUUAUCCAACGGCUUUGGCGUGGUAUGCAACUCAUUCUUAAGAAAUUGGACAAAGAACAAAUCACGCACCAGCUCCGGGCCUUAGACAUUGAUCCUUGCCGCCUCUCUGUUGAUCAUCUAGCCAUUCCAACCCCGGGCCUUCGAUUCCUCCUCAACACCAUACAGAUCUUUUUGGAAAAGGCUCCAGCCGACUUCUGGGAUGCGAUGCAGACCAUAUCACCACAGGCGCUUAUUGAGCAGACCUUCCACAAUCCUCAGUUCAGUCUCUUUUUGACGCAGGUCCAAGAGGGAGAGCCCUGGGAUAAGUCAGUCUUAAGAGACAUCCUAUCAUGGAUCGUUCCAUUUUUGACAUCUCUAAAAGGCGCUCAUCAGCCAUCUGCAUGUCGAGCCUUGGCUUUACCCCUACUAAAGCUCUUCCAAGACCCGAAGUUCCCGAACUUGGCUCGUUACCACUGCUUCCACGCUGGAUUAAUCAGUGUUUUGCAUACCUUGCGGUUUUUCACAGACGAUGAAGCUUCACGAGGCUCAGUUGCACGAGUGGUCCUAAAAGAAACCAUGGAAGUGCUCGGAGAUACCAUCCACAUCAUUCUGAACCCUCCGACGUUUGCUAUUGAGGCACAGCUGCAGAAGAAUAUUGUCUCACUCUGUAUGGAUGUUGUUCGUAAUACGCUGGCCCUUGAGUGCCAAUCACUGAAGAGUGACUAUGAGGUCAUCCUGAGACAAGGAACACUCUCGCAUGGAGUUUCUACGUACUCGGCACCCAUAUGGGAGGCAGUCAUAAAACACCUCCACCCAAACAAUCUCUCCCUAUCCCAGUCUGCUCUUCUUGGAAUCCUACCAUUAGUGGGAUUAGAGGGGUUCCCAACGCCCUCGAAGAGCGAAGGGAACCAAGAGAAAAAACACUUCAACAUGAUCUACGGCCAACUCACAAAACUCUUGUGCCAGAUCAUCGAACGACUAUCGGAUUUCCCGCCGGAGCAUUUGAACCAUUUGUUUUCAGUGCAAGACACAGCCAGUGCACUAAUCUCUGCACUCUUCGCUGCUGACCUGGAUACCUACCAAGCCUCCGUUGAUUUGAUCAAAAACGUGAGCGGUCAAUCUGCCCGACGUGACGCGAUAUCUCAUUUGCUGGAUACGUUCUUCCUCCCCACCAUGUAUGGUCUGAGUUGGUCUUUCCGGCGAAUUUCCAACAUGAAGACGUUUGGCCCCGCCCCUCGAAUGCUUCAUACAGGCACCGAUAUUGUAGAGAUUCUGUGUAACAGCCAGACCGGUAUGCUUCGAACGCGCAAUCUCACUGAUCGUAAAGAGAUUAUGUCAUUGCAAAAACUAUGGGAAUUUCUGUGGUCAGCAUUGAGUACAAUCUUUGACGAGACGGAAGCCUGGCACCUUCGUGGUAAUGACAAGUCCGUCAUGCUAGAAUUCUGUCGAGACACGAUCCAGUUUGCAGAUUUCCUCUUUGAUCAGUAUGGAGUGUUCUCAGGUGCCUUGGGGGGGACGGAAUCUGAGCAGAAGUCCGUUUCAGAAAAUCUUCUCAAUUAUCCCAAUCGAACCAUGAAUGCCAUGGUCAAAUGGUUGAGAUUGAAAGAUGAAUACCUAGCCAAUACCCUAGUGGGGUUAGUAGCAAAACUCUUACGGAGACUGGGGUCGCUCAAUGUGGAAGUGAGUGCAGAAGCAGGGUUGAGGUUUAUUGAGGGGGUUGCUGUCAAUGCCACUAUCAAGACAAUCCUCACCCCGCGUGACAAAGCCGAAUUGGUACGGGCGUUGGAAGCCUACCAAAAGAAGCCUGUAGUCACUGCUUCCACCGCGUCCCUCAAAAAACAGUCCUCCAUUACUUCUUUUGCGAAACCUUCCGACCCUUCACACACACUCUCGCCCUCUCACGCUCACAGCCCAAGCGAAGAUGAUUUUGAUGACAUUCUUGAAUCAACACUAGAACUUUCUCGUUCUGUUGAAUUAAAUAAAGAUCGCCGUGCCGCCGCCCAAGCAAAGCGCAGACCGGAAGCUUCCACCAAAAUGCAACCCUCUGCCAUUCACAGACCUCUGCCGCUUUCGAGGCAUGGUGCUCCUCCCCCACCUAUACGAUCUUCUGCAAAUGAUGUCACCAAUGUCUUAUCUUUCCGCGAGAAACGAGAGCGUGAGAAGGAAGCGAAGAAGAGACGUGAUCAAGUUGAGCUUGCACGUCUCAAGGGUCACCUCCCCGCUGGGGUUGGUGGGCAAACAGCCGAGCAGGGCUCAGGCUUAAAAGGUAUUGGUAUUAUGGGUAAAGAUCAUGCAGUUCCUGCAGCAGAAAGUAUGAUGGUUUCUUCUGGUUCUGAUACUGAUUCGUCGAGUGAAGAUGAACUUCAUAAAACCCUAUUUGGUGCCAAGGCCAGGAAACCGGAGGCCGUGGCCGCUUAUGAACAAAGCAAGAAGACUUCUCUCCAGCAGAUGCCCGUGAAAAAGGUUAAACGCCACCGCUCCAUGAAGGAUAUGCGUGCUCGUUUGGCUCCUGAUCUUGCCUCACUGCACCAUGCUGUUUUGUCCUGGGACUAUUUUGCAUCUGGCGAUCAACCCCCAAGCACAGAAGGUAUCGACUAUGCCCGGGUCGCUAACACGUACCGCUCUCCCAAUGAUUACCAGAGUACUUUCCAGCCCUUGUUGAUCCUGGAAGCCUGGCAGGGAUUCCAACAGGCCAAGGAAGAAGGAUCCUCCCGGCCAUUUGAAGUUAAGGUCAUGUCCCGAUUGAUCGUCGACUCCUGGAUCGAAUUUAGCACCCAACCCCUGGGUCUCCCCGUGAAGGAUUUCAGUCUUGGUGAGGGCGACCUGAUCCUAUUUUCGAGCUCAUCCAACCCCACUGGAGACCCCAAGGCUGGCCAUCUCCUCGCGCGUGUUUGCGGUGUCAAUCGUAAAGGUGGGAAACAGGAAGUCACAUAUCGCACAAACCCAGGAAUAGGAGCCGGAGCCAACAAAUAUCUCUCGUCAUUUUCCACGGGAACUACUGCCUUUGCCGCCAAGAUCACAUCCUUGACCCCCGUGGAGCGUGAAUUCGGUGCCUUGAAUGCCCUUCAAUACUAUGAUUUGUGCGAGGAAAUCAUUUUGGCCAAACCUUCCCCAAUCCUCACGUAUGCGGAGUCGAAGCUCGAGCCUUUCAUCAAUACUUACACAAUUAAUCUUGCUCAAGCCAAGGCGAUCAAGUCUGCCAUUGACAAUGAUGGCUUCACUCUCAUUCAGGGACCUCCUGGUUCCGGUAAAACCAAAACCAUCACUGCUCUCAUCGGCAGCCUUCUUUCCAAUGCCCUGGAAAAGGCUGGGGUCUCAAUCGGAACGGGAUACUCUUCCGGAAAGCCUCCACCUACCCGGAAGAUACUGGUCUGUGCGCCUAGUAACGCCGCUGUCGACGAACUUGUCAUGCGUUUGAAAAAGGGAGUCAAAACGACCCAUGGCCGUGACGAAAAGAUUUCCGUCGUUCGUCUCGGAAGAGGUGAUGCAAUCAACUCCAAUGUGCUCGAUGUCACUUUGGAUGAGUUGGUGGCUGCUCGCUUGAACAAAGAUCCUGCCUCGAACAGUGCCGUGGAUAUGAAGAAGCUGUACGAGGAGCACAAGAGUACCGAUAAUUCAUUCAAAGAGGCUCGUUCACGUCUCGAUGAAUGUAGAGCAAAGGGAUUGCCCGCUCCAGAUGAGCUUGAACGUGAAUUCGAAAUGCUGAAAAAGAAACGGGCUCAGCAUAGUGCGGCCAUCGACAAAGGCCGCGAUCAAACUCAUACUAAUGCCCGCAAUGCGGAUCUACACAAGAAGCGUGUCCAACAAGAGAUCAUCAAUGGGGCACAUGUCAUCUGCGCUACUCUCAGCGGUUCUGGUCACGAAAUCUUCCAGUCAAUGAGUGUUGAGUUUGAGACCGUCAUCAUUGAUGAGGCAGCCCAGUGUAUCGAGCUAAGUGCGUUGAUUCCUCUCAAAUAUGGCUGCUCCAAGUGUGUGCUUGUUGGUGAUCCAAAACAAUUGCCACCCACCGUCCUCUCCCGGAUGGCGUCCAAAUUCUCCUACGAGCAGAGUUUGUUCGUCCGCAUGCAGAAGAACCACUCACGCGACGUGCAUCUGUUGGAUACUCAAUAUCGUAUGCAUCCAGAUAUCAGUCGCUACCCCAGUUUGACCUUCUACGACGGCAAGCUCGAGGAUGGUCCUAACAUGACCAAGAUCAACACCCGUCCUUGGCAUCAAAGUGAAUUGCUUACCCCCUAUCGAUUCUUCGAUGUCCAAGGAAUGCAUUCAAGUGAAGUCAAGGGCCACUCGCUCGUCAAUUACGCAGAAUUGCAAGUCGCUAUGCAGUUGUAUGAUCGCCUGAUUACUGAUGUCAAAGAAUACGACUUUGAUGGCAAGAUCGGCAUCAUCACACCCUACAAGGGUCAACUGAGAGAGAUGAAGACUCGGUUUGCCCAAAGAUAUGGUGAGGAUAUUCUAAAGAAAGUUGACUUCAACACGACCGAUGCCUUCCAAGGACGUGAAAGCGAAAUUAUCAUCUUCUCCUGUGUCCGUGCCUCGACCAACAAGGGCAUUGGUUUCUUGUCCGAUAUUCGCCGUAUGAACGUCGGUCUUACCCGUGCGAAAACCUCUUUGUGGGUCCUUGGUAACUCCCGGUCCCUGGAGCAGGGCGAGUUCUGGAAUGGACUCAUAAAAGAUGCACGCAAUCGGAGUGUUUACACCGAGGGCAACAUUGUUCGUCUCCUUGAGAAGCCGCAAUUUACCGGAUAUAAGGAAGUGCAAAUGGGAGAAAUCAUCGAUCUUGAGUCCGAAGAAGCACCACAAACCCCCGUCGAGUCCGUUGCCUCGGCGCCUUCCAUCUCUCGCCGCCCAUCAUCUGCCUCGAUCGGCCUUGAUUCUCGUUCGGUGUCAGUGUCCGCCUCGGCACGUGGCACUCCUCCCAUUACCCUUCCCGAUGGGCCUUCUGGAGGGGCGUCGGGCUUGGAUCCAAACAAAAUGUGUGGAAUAUGUGGCAGCGCCGAUCAUUUUACUCACAAUUGCAACAAUGCCGAAGCCCAGGCCACGGCUCGUGGACAAUGCUUCCGGUGUGGCAAAACCGGCCAUAGCAAGAUGAACUGCACUACUGAUCGCUGCCUGGAAUGUGGUGCAUUUGGACAUUUGAAGCUCAAUUGUCAGGCCCCACGAUCCAUCACCCCACAGCAAAAAAAUCAGAUUCAGCGCAUAGAGCGCGCCUUCACUCAAAAGAAGCAGCAGAUGGCUGAGCGUCGACGCGAAACACAAAUUGGCGACCAUGAUCCCAAGGUACCGACCAUUCGCACAAGCACUGGCAAGCCCGGCGAGACUACUGGAGGCAAACGGAAGCGACCCGAUAAUGCCAUCUCAGAUGGUCCUAAGGCAUCACGUCCCCGCACUGACAACAAACCACCACCAAAUGCUCCUAAAGGCCCACGAGCACCUCCUGCACCUCCUGCGCCUACUGGUCUCAUCAAGCCAUCUCGAGAUGGACCCGCUUACCCACAAACAAAUCAAGCGCCACCAGACGCCCCGUCGGGACCGAAGGACAUGACUAACCCCAACGGUGGUCAACCAAAGCCUCGUCCCCCAAUGAUGCGCAAGAAGAAACAAGCGGAUCCGUUCAUCCGCCCCAAGCCGCGACAAAGGUAA